CUGGGUGUGAGCUCAUCACCUCACUUCAUCACAGCCAUUGCUUGCGUCCUAGCUAGUGUAGGACAAACCGAGCUCGAGCUAGCGACCAGAGAGGGAGAGGACCUGGGACUUUGAGUAGAGGAAGCUAGCCAGUGAGAUCAGCAAGAAGAUGGGCAUGGGGUGGAAGGUUCUGAGCAACGCCAAGCCGUACCUGGCGAUGGUGCUGCUGCAGGUGGGGUUCGCCGGGAUGUACAUCGUCGCCGUGUCGUCGCUCAAGGGCGGGAUGAGCCACUUCGUCCUCGUCGUCUACCGGAACAUCGUCGCCACCAUCGUCAUGGCCCCCUUCGCCCUCUACUUCGAGAGGGGACUGAGGCCGAAGAUGACCAUCAGAAUCUUCAUCAAGAUUAUGGGGCUCGCAUUUCUCGAGCCCGUGCUUGACCAGAACCUCUACUUCACGGGCGCGCAGCUGACGUCCGCCGGUUUCGCGUCGGCGCUGAUCAACAUCCUGCCCGCCGUCACCUUCGUGCUGGCCCUGAUCCUGCGGAUGGAGAAGGUGCGGAUGCGCAGCCUACACAGCCAGUCAAAGAUCGCCGGCACGGUGCUCACGGUGGCCGGGGCGGUGCUGAUGGUCCUGUACCAUGGCCCCGCCGUGCAGUUCCCGUGGACCAAGGGCCAGCACCACGUCACCGGCGGCAGCGACGGCCAGGGCGGCGCGGGGUGGCUCAAGGGAACCAUCAUGGUCAUGAUCGCCUGCCUCGCCUGGGCCUGCUUCUUCGUGCUCCAGUCCAGCACGCUUAGGGAGUACCCGGCCGAGCUGUCCCUCACCGUGCUCAUCUGCGGCGUGGGCUCGCUGAUGAGCGGCUCCGUCGCGCUCGUCGCCGAGCGCCGGAACACGCACGCCUGGGUCAUCGGCUUCGACACCCGCCUCUUCACCGUCGUCUACGCCGGUAUCGUGUGCUCCGGAGUGGCGUACUAUGUGCAGGGCAUCGUGUCCAGGCAGAGGGGCCCGGUGUUCGUGACGGCCUUCAACCCGCUGUGCAUGAUCAUCACCGCCGUCAUGGGCUCCAUCAUUCUCAAGGAGGAGAUCACUCGUGGAAGUGUGAUUGGUGCGGCGAUCAUCGUGGUAGGGCUCUACUUUCUCAUCUGGGGCAAGAGCAAGGACGACGUCAGCCAAGCCUCCGGCGGCAGCAAAGGAGCCGGCGACCUUCCGCUGACCUCGGCGACCAACGGCCACGGCAGCGGCAAGCACGAGCUCAGCAAUGGCAACGCCAACGGCGGCCACGUCUUCGACGUCGAGACGCCGCCCGCCAAUGGACAUUACUAGUCAAUCGAUGGCCGAAUGAGCAGCUACGUACUAAUACUACACACGUCUAGCUACUUUUCCUGGUUGUGCAUCUUCGACGAUCGAUCGAUCAUGCCACCAGGGAGACGAUUUUUCUGCAUCAUUUUCUUCUUUGUCAGCUUCUCCUAAUUAAGAUCCUCGUGAAAGUGAGUGAGCGAGUGAGAUGUUCUAAUCAGCAAGUGUAACGGAUGAGACCCAUGACGUGUCCGGGUCUUCGUUAUUGCUUGCUUAAUUUAAUCAAAGUUGCUUUGCCUUAA
Molecule: messenger RNA, 1578 nt
Organism: Lolium perenne
Lineage: Eukaryota; Viridiplantae; Streptophyta; Magnoliopsida; Poales; Poaceae
Product: WAT1-related protein At1g44800
Cellular component (GO): membrane
Molecular function (GO): transmembrane transporter activity
Source: RefSeq, a predicted model, not a curated record